Messenger RNA from Penicillium lagena, 858 nucleotides. RefSeq names its product festuclavine dehydrogenase easG (gene fgaFS). The record is from RefSeq and is a predicted model, not a curated record. NCBI's taxonomy places the organism in Eukaryota, Fungi, Ascomycota, Eurotiomycetes, Eurotiales, Aspergillaceae. The coding region runs from base 1 to 858 and encodes 285 amino acids. The transcript is spliced from 4 exons.
AUGAUCCAUGCUGCAUUUUCUUCCGACAUUGGCCCCUCGCUUCUCGAUAACGCCAACAUACAGUUUCUACUGGCCUCCCGUACCCGGUCAAACACCUGUCUUUACACGCAAUGCUAUUUUGACUGGGAUGAUGAGAGCACAUACGGCAAUCCGUUCCACCAGACGCUUGUAAAUGGCUUAGGACAGAUCUCUGCCGCUUACAUUGUUGCACCUCCCGUUCUCGACAUCGUCCCGCACGUCAUCAAGUUCAUUGAUUUUGCGCGGACUAAGACUAUAAAGCGCAUCGUAUUCGUCAGUGCAAGUAUCCUCGAAAAGGGUGGGGAGCAAAUGGGCCAGGUUCACGAAUAUCUUGAUUCGUUGAGCGGAGAACUAGAAUGGACUGUAUUGAGGCCUACCUGGUUUAUGGAAAAUUUCUCUGAGGAUCCGCGGUUUACAGAGACGAUAAAAACGAAGAGAAUUAUCUACACUUCAGCAGGGAAUGGCAAGAUUCCCUUCGUGUCCGUCGAUGAUAUAGCCCGAGUGGCUUUCCGGAGCCUGACAGACAAGAAGGCUCAUAAUACAGAUCAUGUUCUUCUGGGACCACAAUCUAUCUCGCAUGAUCAGGUCGCCGAGAUUCUAACCCAGACAAUGGGUUUCAAAGUCACCCACAUCAACCUUCCGCCCAAGGACCUUGUACGGCACCUUGUUGAAGAUUUGGGCAUGGAUACUGAAUGGGCACAGAUGACAGCAGAUAUGGACGACUCUAUUAUCAAGCCGGGCUUGGAGGACCGACUGAAUCACGCUAUCAAGAAUGUGACCGGCGUGCCGCCACGGACAUUCCGAGAGUUUUGUCAGACUAGCAGGAAUGUCUGGAUUUAG